GGCAAUCAAAGCGCUGAGCCUCAUGUCGGGCUUGUCCCUGGGGCCGGCCAUGACGGGCUGUGAGGCGGCCGACGGGCUGAUCCGCCGAGCCCGCAGGUCAUUUGACGACAUUGUGGCGGCCAAGGAGAGGGCCCAGGCGGACGUGGAGGCCAUCGCCAAUGAGAUGUCCACCAUGGUGGCGGCCAAAGGGGGCGUGUGGCAGCUCCCAUACACUCAGGGAGAGAUCAUGGUCAAUGCCGGUAAAGACGGGACGGAACAGACAGGCAGAAAUGGGCAUGUGUGUGUGGUGCGACUGUCCGUCACUUUCUCCCUCUCUCUCUCUCUGUGUGUGUGUGUGUGUGUGUCUGACCAGGCGGUGUGGUCUUCCCAGUGAGUCGGCGCGCCCUGUUGAUGCCCUUCAUGAAGCACCGCUACAUCUCGGUCCUCCUGAUGCACCACGCGGGCGGCCUGCCCAAGGACCCCGACGGCCACCUCUACCUCGAGACGUCAUCGGCAUACUUCGAGGCCUUCUGGGACGAGCUGAUGCUCUACCAGACUGGCCGCACCGACAUCGUCACCCUGCCGGCAUCCAAGGCAUCAGAUCCGCUCUACAAUGACUACCACGCCCUCUUCAUGAGUGAGAUCAGCUGCUACUCGGCCUCCCAGCCGCCCGCAGCCACGGCCGCGCCGAUGGAGGUCGACGGCCACACACCCGACACACAGCCGGCCGACACACUAGAUGAGAUGCGGCAGCACAUCCAUGAGUGUGAGGAGGCCCUCCACGCCCAUGGGGCGGCCAUGGUGGGGCUGCGGGCGGUGCGGGAUGACAUCCGGCGGUUCCUGACGGCCAUGGAGCCCUUCUUCGCCAGCCGAGACGCCGACGACAAUGCCGUUUUGAGCCUGACCAUCCACAGCCGCACUGUGUCGAUCAUGCGGAAGACACUUGAGCGGCUCGGCCACAACCACCCCCUGCUGACACGCUUCUCGACGUAUGAAUGACACACAGACACAGAGAGAGGGGAACGAGGGGAUGAUGCGCAUUGGUGUUGGUGUCUGUGCUGGUGGUGGUCAGGACGCCCCCGUGUUGGGCCGACCGUUCUGUGCGGCAGACGCCCACCAAGUGCUUCAUGGCCGCCGUCGAGUUUGCGCGCCGCAUCGCCAUGGCGGCCGCCGGGCGGCUCAUCCGCCCGCCACUCGUCGAGGAGGCCGACAACCGUCACUUUGUCGAGGACAUCGUAAGUGAGACACACAGAGAGGGAGGGCGGCACACGCAGGAAGGAGCAGCUGUGUUGGUAUGUGUAUGUGUGUGUGUGUGUCAGGAGAUGUAUGCGUUGAAGUACGAGCCCCUCUGCAAUGGCGUGACGAGUGGCGACUUCGUCAUCGAGACGGCCGAGGAGUGGGGCAAAGUCAUCGAGAUGACCGGCAAACACUCACCCUCAGUAACACUCAUCUAAAAGUGAGCCAGCUACGGCGGGAGGGAAAAAGACACUCAGAGAUCGUUGCGGUGCGUGUUGAUGUCAGGUCGAGUCGUGACACAUUUGAGUAUCCGUCCUUCCUCAACAAGGUGGUGGGCAAGAGCGGCCUCCUCUUCGCCCUUCAAGACGGCGACACUCACCGAUUCGGGGCUUUCAUUGACGGCCCACUCACCCCGCCAGCCAACCCCACACAGAUCAACUGCGACAAGGUGCCUGUCUUCUUCUUUUCGCUGUCGGGUGCGUACGAGACGCCCACCAAGAUCGAACUGCCAGAGAACGAGCAGCAGGUGGACGUGGCCGGCACAGAGGGGGUGGAGAAAAACAUGGACGAGCGCACUGCCAAGGUGGGCAUCGGUGGCGGUGCAGCAGCUCUCUGGCUGACAAUCGCCUUGCCUGGCCCGGCGGCGGACCUCAGCAGCUGCGAGCUGUGGAUCAAGAGGGACAAGCUGCCGGACGGCUACAUUGACGACAGCGAUUUUGAUGACGAGGAGGAGAAUGGCCCGAUGGAUGAGGAGGGCGACGGCACGCUGGCCCACGCAGAAGACUUCACGUGCACUGAGCUGGAGGUGUGGCACGUCACAGAGGUCAGCGAGAGGCAGCGAGGGCAACAAGCAGAGAGAGAUCGGAAAACUGCAUUUGAUUCCUGUAUCCAUGUGAUGCGUAUGUCGCUGUGUGUGUGUGCAGGAGGUCAACGCCUGAUGCACUGGGACAGGCGUGAAAGGGGCGGAGGGGUGGGAGGGGUGGGGGUUCCGUGGGGACAGGAGAGGGAGGGGGCGAGGGCUGCCUCUUUCCUUUGCCUGAAGUGCCUUUUGCGCUGCUCUCACUCUUUUAAUUAAGACCUAUGUGCCACUUGGCCUUUAUGUGGCUCUUGUGCUGGCGAUGCGGUGCUGGUAGAUAGCUGAUCGGUGCCCCACAGAUCCCCACGGUGUAUACGUUUACGCUUGUCUGUACUCUGUAGCUAUUACUAGAUGUGGUGUCUGUGUGAUGCAUGGUGCCAUGUCGUCAUCGAUCAGGGGAGGGACAGAUGUGUGUGCUGUGCGCCGUGCUGAUGAACGGCUGGGUCACAUUAUGAGUGACGUGAGCGGCUCUGUAUUUGUCUACUGCUUCCUGGGGAUGGUCCACGUCGCUGUGAUGACAGUCUGCAAGCCGGCGGAUCGAGGAAGAAGUUUUCCUGUGUGACGUACGUGUGUGCAGACAUCCGUGUGUGUCAAUCUUGCAUUGUAGAGGCAGAGAACCAGACAGCCUCGCACUGCCCGUGAUCAACUGGUGUGCCGUUUGUUUGAUGACGGACGAUUCGCUGUUUACUCUUUGAUUCGCUCGCCGUAUGCACGCGAUUGAUUGGCGCCGUGCUGGAAAAGGGUUUCUUGUGUUCCAUCGACAGGGCAUGUGGCUGCCGUGGUGCAUGUGUGGAGCGUGAAGUCUUUUGAUGCAUGCGACGAUGCAAGCAAGACGGUCAUCGUCUGUGUGCCGUCGAUGGACGGGGGGAUGGAGGGAGCAUCUGUGUGUGUGUCAUUCGCUUCGCCUGUCUGUCUGUGUGUCUAUCGUGUGCACUGAUCACGAUCAUGGUCCAUCUUGUGCGUAUAAACCAAUCAAAUGUCUAAAGCAAUCAGCCCUUUACGCGAUACUUACUGUACGUGUCCAUCAUGGUGGCUGCGUGAGUGAAGGAAUGACUGCCAUCUGGCCAGUGGCACACCAUGACCGACAUGCACAACCUUAACUCUGCCGGCCCUUUUGCGAUGUCAUGACAUCGGUCUGUGCAAUGGAUGCUUGGGUGAACAGUGAGUGUUUGCAUCGGUCUAUUGCGUCUGAGUGUCUGCACAGAACGACCGGUACCUGCACCUGCACAGAACCGUCCGUCCAGGGUGACGACAGCAAACACAGCC
Molecule: messenger RNA, 3337 nt
Organism: Vitrella brassicaformis
Lineage: Eukaryota; Vitrellaceae
Source: the annotation of a GenBank genome assembly